CCUCCUCCAUUAGCUGCCCCCACAUCAUCCUGAACAGUUGCACUGCUAGAGUAAAGAGAGCACAGCAUCCCCCAUUGAUCAUGCAACCGGCUUUCUUCUCACUCAUUCUGACUGCCAUACAUGUGUCUGUACUGGUGGAUUGUAGACCAAGGCUCCAGGACCCAGAGCGACUACCACAAAAUCAGCGGAGCAGCUCCUACACAGGAGCACAUGGAGAUACAUCUGCUGGUAUGGGACGUUUUUACUUGGAACUGAGUGGGUCAAUGAAAAGGGGCAUUCACAGACACUUUCUAGUUGUUUUGCCAGUACGAACAGAUACAGGCAACUUUGUGUCAAUAUUUGAUUUGAGAAGAAAACGGUUUGUCUGUAUGGCUUCAAACGGAGAACUGUACGUCUCUGCCAAAAAGGACAAAGAAGAUUGCCUCUUCCAGCGCAUCUGGUUAAAUCUGGUGAACCAUCAUGACAUAUUUUACUCUACAAGUGGGGGCCGGCUGCUUGAAUUGAAGGGAGCUGAACUGCGAAGCGUUCACCAGGAGCCACCUGAACCCUCCUCAGCAAUGCUGGAGAGGUUCCUGGGUCCCUACGUAAGGAGACAGAGGAGGAGUGAGGAGGUGAACCCCUCUGAUCCUUUAAGAUCACAUUCACAUCCCUCGCACUCUGCCAAAGAUCAGAAGGAUACAUCACAUAAGCAGCCUGAGCAGGACCAGGCUGGUGCCGUGUCCAAAGAGACUAUCACCUCCUGUGACGACCCCUUGCGGGUCUUACAGCCCAAUGGCCCCGUCAGUCCUGUCAAGACUAAUAUUGCAGACCGAGCAGAACAAGACUAAGAUACUCAACUUGGGUUUAUUAAAUGAAAAGUCAAGACGGCAGUGCAAGUCUAUGUUUGUUCUGAAAACUCACUUUAUGUUUGACUGCUUGGUGGAUGUACAGCAGGUAACUGUACAAUACCUUGUCAUACAUUUGUCAACUGACAGUAUCAGUAAGAGCCAGAGAAUGACUUACAAAGGACCGGUAGACUCAGGCUGACAUUAGAGGCUGGUUUGUUAUUGUCUGAGGUCACAUGAAAGAAUUAAAUAUUUUACAACAGAAAGCAUUUUAUAAAAAUCCUUGAAUUAGAUUUUUCAGAACUUAUUUUUAUGGAACUACUACUCUAGGUAUUGUACCCAUAAACCUUGUUACAUCACAACAGUUUGUGCAGAUCUUCUGUUUGAAUAGCAGAUGAAGGAUAAGUUUGGCGACAUUUGACAUAAUCAUGGGGCAAGUUUGGUCCAGCGUCCUGUAGUCCUUUAACCUCCUUUGUCAGUUAAAUUUUAAACCUUGCGCCACAUGUGGCAAUGUUUGUUUAGCAUAUGUAAGAAUGUGUAAUCUUUAAGUAAUUAUGAAUAUUUAUAGAUACAUUCAUUGAAAAACAAAAACAACAAAAAUCAUCCAGUGCAUACUGAUGUUAUUGGAAAAAAAAAAAAUCCAUUUGCCAUUGCAGCCAUUCAUUAACAGGAUCAAAUUAUGUCAGGUGCCGGACACCAAGAGUCACAGCAAUAAAAAAAGUAUUUAUUUAUUGAAAUGUGUUAAAUGACCUGCUGCCUAGUCUACUGUUUUAUUAUUUAUAUAUUUCAUGUUGUUUAUUUCUGAUGUGGAAUAAUAAAUGGUAAAUAUUC
Lates calcarifer (barramundi perch) is the source of this 1655-nucleotide messenger RNA. RefSeq names its product fibroblast growth factor 23. Gene Ontology annotation, molecular function: growth factor activity. The record is from RefSeq and is a predicted model, not a curated record. The coding region runs from base 81 to 827 and encodes 248 amino acids. NCBI's taxonomy places the organism in Eukaryota, Metazoa, Chordata, Actinopteri, Centropomidae. The transcript is spliced from 3 exons.